UCUGAGUUUGCAUCCGAGUAAAGGUGCUGAAUAUUUGGUGGAACAAAUCAUAGCAUAGUAUGCUUGGGAUACGGAUCUGAAUUGAAAAGCAUAGUACUAGUAUGCAGGUAUAUAUGGAGAGAAGGUGACAGCAAUUAAUGAAUUGAAAUAGAGAUGGAGUGGAUGAAGAUGAAGAUGAAGAUGAAGAUGACGUUGAGAGUGACAAUGUUGCUGCUGGCCAUGCCCUGCCUUGUGGCUAGCUUCGACGUGACAGAACUGCUAUCGCACUACCCAGAGUACACCACAUUCAGCAACUACCUGACGCAGACAGAGCUGGCGACGGCAAUAAACGGAAGACACGGCGUGACCGUCCUGGCCGUCAACAACACGGGCAUGGGGCCUCUCUCGGGGAAGCCAAUGGAACGCAUAAAGAGCAUAUUGAGCGUCCACGUAGCACUCAACAACCUCCACCUCCACCGCCUCAAGCCCAACCAAACCCUCACGCUCACCACUCUCUUGGAAUCUCACGGAGUCCUCAAGAUCCAUAACGGCGCCGUUACCUUCGUGUCUGGCGCGCUUCCUAACGCCAACGCCGUCCUUCCCGUUAGGUUGUUGAAAACCAUUGUCUCCCAAUCAGACCAACACGAUAUUUCGGUGAUGCAGGUGGACAGCCUCAUUAUGUCACCCUCUCACACUCACCUUUCAAAUCCCAAGGAUCUCAUCCCAGUCAUCUCACCCGUUCCGGUCAUAUCUCCCGUUCCCAUUAUCACACCAGUUCCGGUUAAGUCCCCCGUUCCGGUACUUGCGCCCGUUCCAACACCCGUUCCGCUUCUUGCACCAGUUCCGGCUGACAUUUAUGUACCCGUGCCAGUAAUCUCCCCGGUUCCGGUCAAAUCCCCCGUGCCGGUCCUAUCACCCGUCCCUGUUACCUCUCCGGUUCCGGUCAUUUCUCCCGUCCCAAUUAUCACACCGGUUCCGGCUAACCCUCCUCCGGCGCCGGUACAAUCUCCGGGGCCAGUAAUUCAAGCGGUUCCGGUGGCUUCCCCAGUUCCGGUUGUGUCGCCUGUGGCUGUGCCGGUGAUGACGCCAGUUCCGGUGCCGGCAACGGGGCCAAUUCCUGGAAGUGAUGCACCGGCGGGUCCAGCUGAUGAAGCUAAGUCAGGGGUGGCUGAGUUUGGCGUGAAUAUCUCUUUAGCUAUUCUCCUUACUUUCUUAUCAAUCUAUAUGAAUAAUGUGUGAUUGUGAGCAGCUGCACCAGAAGAAGGUGGAGGAGCACGUAGGAGUAGGACAAUUAAUUCCUUCCUUUUCCUUUUCCUUUUCCUUUUCCUUUUCCUUUUCCAUACGCUUUCUUUAGUUUCACGCUAUUUCUGUAUUCUUCCAUAUGCAAUGCAAUGCAGAAUAGUACUUUAAUUA
Molecule: messenger RNA, 1392 nt
Organism: Cajanus cajan (pigeon pea)
Lineage: Eukaryota; Viridiplantae; Streptophyta; Magnoliopsida; Fabales; Fabaceae
Source: RefSeq, a predicted model, not a curated record